AUGUUACUGAGCGGAGCUCCUCCCGCGGGCUCGGGCCCCGGGCCGCGGGGAGCGCAGGGGGGUGCGGGGAGCGGCCCGGGGGGAGCCCGCAGGGGCGGUGGGGGCGCCGGAGCCGGCCCCGGGGGGAGCGGCGGCGGUGGGGGCGGGGGUGUGGCCAAGUGGCUCCGGGAGCACCUGGGUUUCCGCGGGGGGAGCGGUGGUGGCGGGGGUACCAAACCCGCACCUCCAGAGCCCGACUACCGACCCCCUGCGCCCGCUCCAGCCUCGCCCCCAGCGCCUCCUCCCGACAUCCUGGCCGCCUACCGACUGCAGCGUGAGCGCGACUUCGAAGACCCCUACUCUGGGGGGCCGUCGGGCCCCGCCACCCCUGCGGCCCCAGUAACCCCCGGCCCCACGCCACCUCCGCGCCACGGCUCGCCCCCACACCGCCUGAUCCGGGUCGAAACCCCCGGACUCCCAGCGCCUCUGGCUGAGGAGCGACUCCCGGCUGGCGGGGACAGGCUGGUAAUCCUAGAGGACUAUGCCGACCCUUUUGAUGCUCAAGAAACAGGCGAAGGCACAGCAGUGCCUCCAGGGCCCUCAGAGAAGAUACCAGAGAAUGAUGGCUACAUGGAGCCCUAUGAGGCUCAGAAGAUGAUGGCCGAGAUACGAGGCUCCAAGGAAGCAGCUGCCAAGCCCCUUCCCCUGUAUGACACACCUUAUGAACCAGCAGAGGAAGGGCUGUCCCCUGAAGGUGAGGGGGCUGGUCGACCCCGGGAGUCCCGUCUACCUGAGGAUGAUGAGAGACCCCCUGAGGAGUAUGACCAGCCCUGGGAGUGGAAGAAGGAGAGGAUCUCCAAGGCCUUUGCCGUUGACAUUAAGGUCAUCAAAGACCUACCUUGGCCACCACCUGUGGGACAGCUGGACAGCAGCCCUUCCCUCCCUGAUGGGGAUGGGGACAUCUCUGCUCCGGUCUCACCCCUUCUCCCUGAGCCCAGCCUAGAAGACGGCAGUGCUCAGUUUGAAGGGUCUGAGAACUGCUUGUCUCCCAGCAGAGAAGAGAAGGGUCGUCCCCUUCCUCGGCUUCCUGGAGGGAACUCUAAGGCAAUGAAACCUUUGAGCAUUGAGCCCAGCAGCCCCUUAGGGGAAUGGACAGACCCAGCCCUGCCUCUGGAAAACCAGGUUUGGUACCAUGGGGCCAUCAGCCGAACCGAUGCCGAGAACCUGCUGAGGCUAUGCAAGGAAGCCAGCUAUUUGGUGCGAAACAGUGAAACCAGCAAGAAUGACUUCUCCCUCUCCCUCAAGAGCAGCCAGGGCUUCAUGCACAUGAAGCUGUCUCGGACCAAGGAGCACAAGUACGUGCUGGGCCAGAACAGCCCGCCCUUCAGCAGCGUCCCCGAGAUCGUACACCACUAUGCCAGCCGGAAGCUGCCCAUCAAAGGGGCUGAGCACAUGUCUCUGCUUUACCCAGUGGCCAUCCGAACUCUGUAGGGCCAGAGGAACAACAGCCAUCACAGACCCGGGGCUGAAAAGUAGCCCCAACUUCGGAUUUCCUUUCAAUCCCUCUGGCCUCUCUACAACUAGCUGUUGAACUAUAGCUUCUUCCUGGGAGAGAAAUAUUGGCCAGAGCCUAGUCGGCCCUUAAGGGCCCUCUCUUUUCCCCUGUCCCCCUCCAUUCCACUUCCCCCCGAGGCUGAAACGAAAGCUUCUUUAAUUUAUUCUGAAAGGGAAAGUCAGUCGGGUUUUGCGGGUUGGGGGGAUGCCCCUGAGAGAAGAGAAAAGACCUUGGGGCAAUGCGUAGUUAGGAGUAGGGACAUCCUUUUCUAAGGUCCUCUGGAGCUGGAUACGCCUCCACCUUCUGCUGCUGAAUUAGUUUGGGCCUUAGACAUUCGGGGUGACGGGUUUCCAUGGCAUUCUCGUAAGGUUUCCGAGGAUAAAGGCACGACUACAGGACCUUUUCGAAGACCGGAAUGACAAAAAAGGGCCUCGGAUUUCAGUCCUAGAGAAGCAAAAGCUCCCAGGCGUUUGGGAGUAUGUUGGAGGGUGGGCCUGGGGCAGGUUUCCAGAACAAUAAGUGGUCAUCUCAUUCUGCCUCAACUCAAUUUCCCCCAACACUCAUCUCCAUCCCCAAACUAAAGAGCUCCCUUGCCUGGUCUCUGAGGCUUAGGAGGAAGAGAGAAACAGAAAUUGGGGAGGUUUUUGGUGGACCUGGCCUUGGGAAUAGAAGAAAAUGGGAAGGAUUUGAGGGGAGAACAAGGGAGCUAGUUUUGCGGGUUGUCCUCCCUGGCUCAGUGCCAGCAUCUUUAACUUGGCCCUAUCUACCUACCCUCCAUUGGCAUCGUGCGCGUUUGCCCAGCCCCCCCAACUGGUAUCGUGCGCGUCUGCCCACCCCCCAGGAGGAGGACUCUGGGGAAGAAGAGAUACUGCGCUGGGGGUGGGAGGGGAUGCGUAAGCAACGAAGCGCGAACAGAUUCUGUUGAUAAAUCAGUUUCGGAGCCGACACUGAACGGCUGUGAAAAGCA
Messenger RNA from Antechinus flavipes (yellow-footed antechinus), 2501 nucleotides. It is a transcript of the gene SHF, whose product is annotated as Src homology 2 domain containing F. NCBI's taxonomy places the organism in Eukaryota, Metazoa, Chordata, Mammalia, Dasyuromorphia, Dasyuridae. The coding region runs from base 1 to 1470 and encodes 489 amino acids. The transcript is spliced from 7 exons. The record is from RefSeq and is a predicted model, not a curated record. Gene Ontology annotation, molecular function: phosphotyrosine residue binding.